AUGUCUUCAAGGAAGAACACCACACAGCCAAGCAACGACAAGGCCGACUCCGACACUGACAUCGACGCCGAGUAUGUGAGUGAUGAUGGAGCUUUCGUUAUCAACACACAGGCGCCGCGACCUGAUCUGGAAGAGGCAGCCUUCAAGACAGACCCAAGAAAGUACUUUCCUGUCCCACCGACAGGGUACAUCUAUCACAACAAGGUGCCGAAGGUGCCCAUGGUGAUGGUACUCACUGGUCAACUCAAGCGCAAGUCAAAGUACAAGGCCAACCCAGAGACCAGGGAAUACUACGACUCCAAAGGUUCCGUCGAAGAGCCUCAAGAUGGGGACAAAGUCAAACCAGAGGCUGGCAGAUGCCUGAACUGCAUCAAGUCAAGCAACAGAUGCCAUGGAACCUCAGUCAAGGAUGGGAAGUGCCUCAAUUGCCAAGGCUACAACCUGAAGAUGGAGCGAGCGAGACAAUCCAGAGUCUGCCGCUGGAAGACUGCCUCGAGAAACGUCUACACAUACUCACAGCAUGUGCAGACUUUCGGCGGUACCGAGAUCCGGCAGAAUACCGCGGCUGCAAAGAGACAAAAUGAACAGCCAUAUGUCACAAUCUUCCAGGCGCCAUUCGACACUGGCUACGAGCGACAAGUGCUGGGUUGGCUGGUCACAGGCGCCCUGGGGACUAAUCUGGCGGAUGAGGACACGUCACUCAACCUCGACAUCCUUUACAACGUUGUUCGGGCACGGUACAUGUGGGCCAGAGACUUGACUCCGGCGCAGGCUCAGGGUCCGUUCAACUCUGAGCAAGACAGGCAGAACUUCCUCGCUGUACUCAAUCAUAUGUACCGCCGCCUCCAGAUGAUGAUGAGAGAUGGCGAUGGUAUCGAGUACAACGACUUUCUUGCCUGGCUGCCGGAGAAUCACCAACUGUACAAGCGGCGAUGGGUUUUGUUCCAGAGUAGACUGUGGUGUGAGAAAAGUUUGUGGCAAGAUUGA
This is a messenger RNA of Lithohypha guttulata, 987 nucleotides long. RefSeq lists its product as uncharacterized. NCBI's taxonomy places the organism in Eukaryota, Fungi, Ascomycota, Eurotiomycetes, Chaetothyriales, Trichomeriaceae. The transcript has a single exon. The record is from RefSeq and is a predicted model, not a curated record. Bases 1 to 987 code for a protein of 328 amino acids.